Saxophila tyrrhenica is the source of this 738-nucleotide messenger RNA. RefSeq lists its product as uncharacterized. The transcript has a single exon. Bases 1 to 738 code for a protein of 245 amino acids. The record is from RefSeq and is a predicted model, not a curated record. Lineage: Eukaryota; Fungi; Ascomycota; Dothideomycetes; Mycosphaerellales; Extremaceae.
AUGCCGAGACUCUCGAUCGCGGCGGUCAUCAGCAGCGGCGCGGUCGAUCCACAGAGAAGGUGCCGCCUCUUCAGCCUUCCACCUGAACUGCGUAACUGUGUUGUGUACGAAUUGGUUCUCACGGUGAAGCUUAGCAUCGAUAGCGGCAAAGUGGAGAUUGCGGGACGGGACGACGAAAGCAUCGCACCGGGCGCCCUCUCGCUCCUCCAGACAUGCCGCGUCGUGUACAGCGAGGCACACGGGGUCUUCUACAAAACCAACCACCUCAAGAUCGAGUACAGCUGGGGACGCGAAAGCCACGGCUUCCGCGAGUUCGUCCGCGAGCUCGACGGCAGCCGACUCGACGCCAUCGAAGUGCUCACCCUUACCGUCACGUCGCUAGAGGCGGCGAUCGCGGCAAUCAAGCGGGUACGCCCCUGCCGACGCUUGAAGCACCUCUCGCUGCAUGGGGAGUGCGACAUGGGGGAUUUCCGGGACAGUCAUGGCAACAUCCAGCGGGAGCGUGGGUACCUCAAGAAAGCCAUCGACGAGCUUCCAUUGUCUGUACAAAUAAUUACCUACGACAAUAUCCGGUUGGUCGGCUCGGCCUGUUACCCUCAGGGUCAGCAUAAGGCCUUCGAACUCGCGACAAAGAUCUCGGAUGUGUUGGCUAGUCUUCUCAAAGGUCGUGCCGUUGGGUUGCGGACGGAAAAGAAGGGUCUGAUGAGAGGGGACGGCAGGACGCCAGCGAGUGCCUGA